Pectinophora gossypiella (pink bollworm) is the source of this 12037-nucleotide messenger RNA. It is a transcript of the gene uif, whose product is annotated as sushi, von Willebrand factor type A, EGF and pentraxin domain-containing protein 1. The record is from RefSeq and is a predicted model, not a curated record. Lineage: Eukaryota; Metazoa; Arthropoda; Insecta; Lepidoptera; Gelechiidae. The transcript has 34 exons. Gene Ontology annotation, molecular function: calcium ion binding; Notch binding. Gene Ontology annotation, biological process: Notch signaling pathway. The coding region runs from base 151 to 10869 and encodes 3572 amino acids.
CUGGCGGCCGAAACGCCCGCAUCGGCGCCGACAUGUGGUUACUGUGACUUUAGUGUAGUGUAGUGUUAGCAGAGUGUAUUAUUAACCCUUAAGUGUUUGACAGGAUUUUACUUGGACCUUUCACGCUUCGCGGCGUCCACAAGAUCUACCAUGUUGAUAAGGUGUUCGGCGGCACUGCGUGUCGUCGCACUCCUCCUGGCUACGCCUGCACUCUCACAGGGCCUCUUCACGUGUCCAAAUGGUUGGGAGUUGAAGGGGUUACAUUGUUACAAAUUUUUCAACAUCAGGCAUUCGUGGGAAAAGGCGGCCGAACUAUGUCGAAGAUACGGCAGCGAAUUGAUGGUUGUAGACAGUUACACGGAAAACAAUAUAACCGCGAGUAUGGUACCAGCUAGUCCAAGUAAUAACCACUACUGGCUCGGUCUCGCCACAGUAGACGACCUAAGAACGAACACUUUGGAAUCGGCGGCCGGUGCCCUGGUGUCACAAUAUGCCGGUUUCUGGGACCUCCGACAACCAAACCCCAAGAACGGAGAAUGUGUCGAUGUCCACGUCUCUUCUGACAGUCAGUCUUGGGAACUCACUACCUGCGAAACCCUCCUGCCGUUUAUGUGCAGAGCUAACGCCUGCCCCGCCGGAACCUUCCAUUGUUCGAACGGAAGAUGCAUAAACGCAGCCUUCAAAUGCGACAAGCAAGACGAUUGUGGUGAUGCUUCCGACGAAAUGGACUGUGCUUCCGAGUGCCACUACUACAUGGCGAGCAGCGGAGAUGUGGUGGAGAGCCCUAACUAUCCUCACAAAUAUCCACCAUUCAGCGAAUGCAAAUGGACCCUCGAAGGACCACAAGGUCAAAAUAUCGUUUUACAGUUCCAAGAUUUUGAAACUGAAAAGUCUUUCGACACUGUUCAAAUCUUAGUGGGUGGCAGGACCGAAGAUAAAUCUGUAAACCUGGCGACGCUCUCAGGCAAACAAGACUUAUCUAGUAAACUUUACGUAUCAGCUUCGAACUUUAUGAUAAUUAAAUUCAGCACAGACGGAUCUGUAGAAAGGAAAGGUUUCCGCGCGGCGUGGAAGACUGAGUCAUCAAACUGCGGUGGCACACUUAGGGCCACACCUCAAGGCCAAGUAUUGACAUCGCCCGGCUAUCCUAACGGCUACCCUGGCGGUCUAGAGUGUAUGUACAUCAUUGAAGCUCAGCCGGGUAGAAUAGUGUCAUUAGAGAUUGAAGAUUUGGAUCUCGGCAUGAACAGAGAUUAUAUCGUUGUCAAGGAUGGUAACACGCCAUCUAGCCCUGUGCUCGCGAGACUUACUGGCCCCGGUGAAGAUAACCAAAAAGUGGUUAUAUCUACAACUAACCAUCUCUACAUGUACUUCCGAACAAGCCUCGGCGAUUCUAAGAAGGGAUUCAACAUGCGAUACUCGCAGGGAUGCAGAGCCACGAUAAUAGCGGCUAACGGAACGUUUACCUCUCCUGCUUAUGGACUCUCCAGCUAUCCAAACAAUCAGGAAUGUUUAUAUAGGAUAAAGAACCCUGAUGGUGGCCCGCUUUCUUUGAAAUUUGACGAAUUUAACAUCCAUCCCUCAGAUGUAGUACAAGUUUUUGAUGGAUCGAGUACAAGUGGAUUAAGAUUGCACUCUGAAAAUGGAUUCACAGUUAAGCCUAGGAUUACACUGACGGCUUCUAGUGGCGAAAUGCUUAUACGAUUUGUGUCUGAUGCAUUGCAUAAUGGAGAAGGCUGGAAGGCGACUUUCUCUGCAGAUUGCCCACCGUUAAAGUCUGGUAUUGGUGCUCUCGCAUCGAACAGGGACACCGCCUUUGGUACUGUAAUAACAUUCUCGUGUCCAAUCGGUCAAGAAUUCGCCACUGGCAAAUCCAGAAUCACCACUAAAUGUAUGGACGGAGGCAAAUGGUCGACCACUUACAUCCCAAGCUGUCAAGAGGUGUACUGCGGGCCCGUGCCACAAAUCGACAACGGUUUCUCAAUUGGUUCCACAAACGUUACAUACCGAGGCGUCGCCACUUACCAGUGUUACGCCGGAUUUGCUUUCCCAACAGGGCAACCUAUUGAGAGAAUUUCUUGUCUAUCCGACGGACGAUGGGAAAGAACACCUACUUGCCUUGCAUCGCAAUGUGUGGCACUACCUGAUGUUCCCCACGCAAAUGUUUCGAUCCUCAACGGAGGUGGACGUAGCUACGGUACUAUCGUACGAUACGAGUGUGAACCUGGUUACGUGCGUUCCGGACAACCAGUGCUACUGUGUAUGAGCAACGGUACAUGGUCUGGGGAAGUGCCAUCCUGCACCAAGUCUAUCUGCCCGAACUUCCCUGAAAUCAAAAACGGAUUUAUUGUUGACCAGUCCAGAGUUUACAUGUACGGUGAUGAAGCUCGUGUGCAAUGCUUCAAAGGUUACAAGCUCAACGGACCAAGCGUACUCAGAUGCGGAACAAAUCAAGAAUUUGACCCGGCACCAACUUGCGACGAUAUCAAUGAAUGUCUUAGCAGCCAGUGUGACACUGCGUCCACGGAAUGCAAGAAUACCCAAGGUGGUUUCUACUGUCCAUGCCGACCUGGCUUCGCCCCUAGUCUGGAUUGUAGGCCAGUAGGCGACUUGGGUCUCAUAAACGGCGCUAUCCCUGAUGAAUCUAUUACCACAUCCACUCCUGAACUUGGAUAUUCUAAAGGGAUGGUGCGUUUGAAUAACGGAGGCGGUUGGUGCGGCAACAACUUAGAAGCCGGAGCUAACUGGGUCCUGAUUGAUUUAAGAGCACCAACCAUUAUUAGAGGAUUCAGAACCAUGAGCGUUAUGCGUGCUGACGGCAAUAUUGCUUUCACAUCAGCGAUCAGGAUUCAAUACAGCAAUGACUUGACCGACGUGUUUAAAGAUUACACGAACCCUGAUGGUACGGCAGUCGAAUUCCGUAUUUUGGAGCCUACUCUAUCUGUUUUAAAUCUGCCAAUGCCUAUUGAAGCGCAAUAUAUCAAGUUCAAAAUUCAAGACUACGUUGGCGCUCCCUGUCUGAAACUGGAAGUUAUGGGAUGUGCCAGACUAGACUGUGCUGAUAUCAACGAAUGUAAUGAGAAUAAUGGCGGAUGUAACCAAAAAUGUAUCAACACACCGGGCAACUACUCGUGUGCCUGCAGUUUGGGUUUUGAGCUUUAUUCUGCCAACGGUACCGCAGGAUUCUCUAUUGAGAGAUCAGAGACUGGUGAGAGAGACGGUGAUACUUACCAAAGAAACAAGACGUGCGUACCAGUCAUGUGCCCGCCCCCUGGUGUUCCGGAGAACGGCAAACUUCUCUCUACCCAGAGCUCUUACCAUUUCGGAGACAAUAUCAAAUAUCAAUGUGACUUCGGUUACGUUAUGUCUGGAUUCCACACAUUCUACUGUACCUCCAGUGGAACGUGGAAUGGAACUGUUCCUGAAUGCCAAUAUGCUCGUUGCGUGACCUUAUCUGAUGACAAAAACGAUGGGCUUAAGGUGAUAAGAGAAGACCCAGAAAGUGUACUGGUGCCAUAUAGAGACAAUGUUACCAUUACUUGUGGUGCUCCCGGUAGACAUUUGAGGAAUACUGUAACAUCGUCAUUCAGACAAUGUGUGUAUGACCCUAAACCGGGUCUGCCCGACUACUGGCUGUCCGGAGCUCAACCUCAAUGCCCAAGAAAAGAUUGCGGUGUGCCAAUGCCUACGCCUGGUGCAGAAUAUGGACAAUACCUCGACACAAGAUACCAAAGCUCUUUCUUCUUCGGUUGCCAGAAUACUUUCAAACUUGCUGGACAGACAAGUAAACACGACAAUGUGGUUAGGUGUCAAGCUAAUGGCAUUUGGGACUUUGGAGAUCUAAGAUGCGAGGGACCUGUAUGUGAAGAUCCAGGUAGACCUGCUGAUGGCUACCAAAUCGCAAGGAGUUACGAACAAGGAUCUGAAGUCUUGUUCGGUUGUUCAAGACCCGGAUACAUUCUUAUAAAUCCACGACCAAUCACUUGUAUGCGUGAACCUGAAUGCAAAGUUAUCAAGCCUCUUGGUCUUGCGUCAGGCAGAAUUCCUGACUCGGCAAUAAAUGCCACAUCAGAAAGACCUAACUACGAAGCAAGAAACAUCAGACUUAAUUCUGUUACUGGUUGGUGUGGCAAACAAGAAGCGUUCACAUACGUCAGUGUAGAUUUGGGAAAAGUAUACAGGGUCAAAGCUAUUCUAGUUAAAGGAGUUGUUACAUCAGAUAUUGUAGGACGACCUACUGAAAUACGAUUUUUCUACAAACAAGCUGAAAAUGAGAACUAUGUUGUUUAUUUCCCCAACUUCAAUCUGACUAUGAGGGAUCCAGGAAACUAUGGUGAAUUAGCAAUGAUUACUUUGCCCAAAUACGUUCAAGCUAGAUUCGUUAUUCUGGGUAUCGUCAGCUUUAUGGACAACGCUUGUCUCAAGUUUGAGUUGAUGGGAUGCGACGAACCGGCAAAUGAGCCGCUUUUGGGUUACGAUUAUGGAUAUUCUCCUUGUGUUGAUAACGAGCCUCCAGUCUUCCAAAAUUGUCCUCAGCAACCAAUAGUCGUACAGACUGACGUAAAUGGUGGCUUGCUACCAGUGAACUUUACUGAACCAACGGCAAUUGACAAUUCGGGUGCUAUAGCCAGACUAGAAGUAACUCCUCAACACUUCAGAACACCUAUCCAAGUAUUCCACAACAUGGUUGUAAGAUAUGUGGCCUUCGACUUUGAUGGCAACGUUGCUAUUUGUGAAGUAAACAUAACUGUUCCGGAUUACACUCCACCGAAACUAAGUUGCCCGCAGAGUUACGUUAUUGAACUAGUGGACAAACAAGACAGUUAUGCCGUAAACUUCAACGAAACAAGGAGAAGAAUCAAUGCUACUGAUGCGUCAGGAGAAGUGUUCUUGAAGUUCAUCCCAGAGAGGGCUGUAAUUCCCAUCCGUGGCUAUGAAAACGUAACAGUCAUCGCAUCAGAUAAAUAUGGAAACAAAGCUCAAUGCCACUUCCAAGUUUCCGUUCAAGCUACACCCUGUGUUGACUGGGAAUUGAUGCCGCCAACCAACGGAGCAUUAAACUGUCUGCCAGGUGAUAGAGGAAUUCAGUGUAUAGCUACUUGCAGUCCAGGCUUCAGAUUCACUGACGGUGAACCCGUUAAGACAUUUGUAUGUGAAACUAAACGACAAUGGGUACCCACUGCUGUAGUACCGGACUGCGUUUCAGAAAAUACUCAACAAGCCGCUUAUCACGUCAUCGCCAGCGUACAAUACCGCGCUCUUGGUGCUGUUUCCAAUGCUUGUUUACCACAAUACAAGGACUUGCUCGCUCAAUAUGAUAACAUUCUCAACGAAAGGCUCUCCCAGCGUUGUUCUGCUGUCAACGUCAACAUCAAUGUUACAUUCGUGAAAGCAAUGCCAAGUCUUCUUGACGAGAAUGUUGUGAAAAUGGACUUCGUUUUAGCAAUCACGCCAGCUAUCAAGCAAACACAGCUCUACGAUCUCUGUGGUUCAACUUUGAAUCUCAUUUUCGAUCUCUCUGUGCCAUACGCUAGCGCUCUUAUUGAACCUGUACUCAACGUUUCGUCUAUUGGCAACCAAUGCCCGCCACUAAGAGCUAUUAAAAGCUCAAUUUCAAGAGGAUUUACUUGCAGUGUCGGCGAAGUACUUAACAUGGACACAAACGACGUCCCAAGAUGCUUACACUGCCCUGCUGGUACAUUUGCGGGAGAAAAACAAAAAACAUGCACGAUGUGCCCACGAGGCUUCUUCCAAAACCAAGCUAGACAAGGUUCAUGCCUGAAAUGCCCACAAGGAACAUUCACAAGAGAAGAAGGCUCCAAAGACAUUACCGAUUGUAUACCCGUGUGUGGAUAUGGUACAUAUUCACCAACCGGAUUAGUGCCUUGUCUUGAGUGUCCAAGAAAUAGUUACACCGCUGAACCACCGGUGGGAGGAUUUAAGGAUUGUCAAGCUUGUCCCGUAAAUACUUAUACUUAUCAACCUGCCGCACCUGGAAGAGAUCGCUGUAGAGCUAAGUGCGCUCCUGGAACUUAUUCGCCUACUGGUUUAGCUCCUUGCUCUCAAUGUCCUAGAAACUUCUAUCAAAAUAUAAUCGGACAAACUGCCUGUAUGGAAUGCCCGACAAAUAUGAAGACUGUAGGAACAGGCGCUACGGGAUUAGAAGAAUGUCUGCCUGUGGAAUGUUCAAACAGUGCAUGUCAACACGGAGGUCUAUGCGUACCUAAAGGACAUGGCGUUCAGUGUUACUGCCCAGCAGGAUUCUCCGGACGCAGAUGUGAAAUCGACAUCGAUGAAUGCUCAAGCCAACCUUGUUACAACGGCGGCACUUGUACCGAUCUGCCUCAAGGAUACAGAUGUACAUGCCCACCUGGCUAUGGAGGUAUUAACUGCCAAGAAGAAAAAUCGGACUGCAGAAACGAUACUUGCCCUGAACGAGCCAUGUGCAAAGACGAACCUGGAUAUAAUAAUUACACAUGCUUGUGUAGAGCCGGUUAUACUGGCAUAGAUUGCGAUGUUACGAUUGAUCCAUGUUCUGCUAACGGAAACCCUUGCACAAAUGGCGCCUCAUGUAUUGCUCUCCAACAAGGACGCUACAAAUGCGAGUGCUUGCCCGGAUGGGAAGGACAACUUUGUGAAAUCAACACCGACGACUGUAUUGAAAAACCUUGUCUCCUCGACGCUCCUUGUACUGAUCUCGUCAACGACUUUAGUUGUGCCUGCCCACCUGGUUUCACCGGAAAACGCUGCCACGAAAAGAUAGAUUUGUGCUCAAGUGAACCAUGCAAACAUGGUAUCUGCGUCGACAAGCUCUUUGUUCAUCAAUGCAUUUGUGAACCGGGCUGGACUGGUCCGUCUUGCGACAUCAAUAUCAACGAAUGUGUUAUUUCACCUUGCGAAAACGGAGGGCAAUGUAUCGACGGCAUUGAUGAUUUCACAUGCAAUUGUGAGGCUGGAUACACAGGCAAGAGAUGUCAACAUGCCAUCGAUGACUGUUCUUCAGAUCCAUGCCAGAACGGCGCGUCAUGUGUUGAUCAACUAGACGGUUUUAUCUGUAAAUGUCGCCCUGGUUACAUUGGUUUACAAUGUGAAACAGCUAUCGACGAAUGCUUGACUGAACCUUGCAACCCUGCUGGCACUGAAAGAUGUGUCGAUCUCGACAACAAGUACCAAUGUGUCUGCCGCGAAGGGUUUACUGGAGAGAUGUGCGAAACUAACAUCGAUGACUGUGCUUCAAAUCCCUGCUUCAAUGGCGGUACUUGUAAGGAUGAAGUAGGAGGAUACAAAUGCGCGUGCCAAGCAGGAUGGACUGGCCACCGCUGUGAGAGGGAUAUCGGCAACUGUAUGAACAAACCCUGUCAGAACAACGCCAAAUGUAUUGACCUCUUCCAAGAUUUCUUCUGCGUAUGUCCGAGUGGUACAGACGGUAAACAAUGUGAAACUGCUCCUGAGAGGUGUAUCGGUAGUCCUUGCAUGCACGGAGGCAAAUGCCAAGACUUCGGUUCAGGACUCAACUGUACCUGCUCUUUGGAUUACACUGGCAUUGGUUGUCAGUACGAAUUCGACGCUUGCGAAGCUGGACUCUGUCAAAACGGAGCUACUUGCGUUGAUAACGGCGAAGGAUACUCUUGCAUCUGCGCUCCAGGAUUCAAAGGAAAGAACUGCGAUGAAGACAUUAUUGAUUGCAAAGAAAACUCUUGCCCCCCAUCGGCUACUUGCAUUGACCUACCCGGAAGAUUCUAUUGUCAAUGUCCGUUCAACCUUACAGGAGACGACUGUAGAAAGACUAUCAGCGUUGACUACGACCUCUACUUCAGCGACCCAUUGCGUUCUAGCGCUGCUCAAGUGGUUCCAUUCGACUCUGGAUCAACUGACAGUUUCACUAUUGCUAUGUGGGUGCAAUACACACAACAGGACGAAGGCGGCAUUUUCUUCACGGCUUACAGCGUCAGUAACUCUCACAUCGCUCUGAACCGAAGAACCAUCAUCCAAGCUCAUUCGAAUGGUGUCCAAGUAUCUUUAUUCCCUGAACUACAAGACGUGUACCUGAGCUUCGGCGAAUUCGCUACAGUCAACGAUGGGCAAUGGCACCAUGUAGCGUUAGUCUGGGACGGUAAUAACGGCGGUGAAUUAACUCUCAUUACUGAAGGAUUGAUUGCUAGUAAGAUUGAUGGAUAUGGCAGCGGACGAACACUACCAAAAUAUGUUUGGGUAUCAUUAGGAAAGCCUCAAUCGGACAAUCCAAAGGCAUACACAGAAUCAGGCUUCCAAGGACACCUAACUAAAGUACAAAUAUGGAAUCGCGCUCUCGACGUCACUAACGAAAUUCAGAAACAAGUCCGUGACUGCAGAACUGAGCCGGUCCUUUACAGCGGCUUGGUUCUUAACUGGGCUGGGUAUGAAGAUGUUGUUGGUGGAGUAGAAAGGAUAGUUCCAUCCCACUGUGGCCAGAGAAUCUGCCCGAAUGGAUACACUGGUUCCAAAUGCCAGCAAUUACAAGUCGACAAGGAACCGCCUCGAGUUGAUCGUUGCCCUGGCGACCUCUGGGUCAUCGCAAAGAAUGGUUCUUCAAUUGUGAACUGGGACGCACCUGUGUUCAGCGACAACGUUGGAGUUGCGAGAGUGGUGGAAAAAUCUGGGCACAUUCCUGGACAGAACCUCGCUUGGGGCGCAUACGAUAUUGCUUACAUCGCGUACGACGCAGCGGGCAAUGCUGCCACUUGUACUUUCAAAGUUACUGUAUUAUCUGAAUUCUGUCCUCCACUGGCGGAUCCUCUGGGCGGUUACCAAUCCUGCCGAGACUGGGGAGCGGGUGGUCAAUUCAAGGUGUGCGAGAUCGCAUGCCGCGACAACCUGCGCUUCUCACAGCCUGUGCCACCAUUUUACACCUGCGGCGCUGAAGGCUUCUGGAGACCCACAACCGACCCAUCUCUACCUCUUGUUUACCCUGCUUGCUCACCCGCUUCACCAGCGCAAAGAGUGUUCAAGAUAUCAAUGUUGUUCCCGAGUUCAGUGCUCUGCAACGAUGCUGGACAAGCUGUCCUUCGUCAGAAAGUACGCAGCGCGAUCAACCAACUUAACAGGGACUGGAACUUCUGCUCUUAUGCUGUCGAUGGUACUCGAGAGUGCAAAGAACUGGACAUCAACGUAAAGUGCGACCACCGUGCCAAUGUGAGACAGACCAGACAAGUAUCUUCUCCACCCAGCGUCACCACUGAAGACACAUACGUUCUCGACGCUAUCAUACCAGUGGAAGAGACUCGAGGCAGUAGGGAGGGGCGGCAAGCGGGCGACACCUACAGCGUAGAGGUCUCUUUCCCUGCCAUCAACGACCCGGUGAUCCACGGCGGCAACAACGAGAGGUCCACCGUCCAACGAUUGCUGGAGAAGUUGAUUCUCGAAGACGAACAAUUCGACGUGAGGAACAUCCUCCCCAACACCGUGCCAGACCCCGCUAGUUUAGACCUGGUGUCUGACUACGCCUGCCCGAUGGGACAAGUUGUCGUGGCCCCUGACUGCGUGGCGUGCGCGGUGGGCACAUAUCUGGACGCAGCGAGCGACACCUGCAAGCCGUGUCCGGCGGGCUCCUACCAGUCCGAGGCGGGUCAACUACAAUGUACCGCCUGUCCCAACAUCGCCGGGCAGCCGGGAGUCACGCAAGCGCCUGGGGCUAGAAGCGCUGCUGAUUGCAAAGAAAAAUGCGCGGCGGGUAAAUACUACGACGCGGAAGCAGAACUUUGUCGUCCUUGCGGACAUGGGUCAUACCAGCCGCGCGAGGGAGCGUUUUCAUGCGUGGCAUGCCCCCGGGGACAGACCACGCGUGCCACCGAAGCUGUGUCCGCCGCCGAGUGCCGGGAUGACUGUCCAUCAGGCGAACAGCUGGGCAGCGACGGCGGCUGCGAGCCGUGCCCGCGCGGCACGUGGCGCGCCAGCGGCGCGGGCGCGGCCUGCGCCGCCUGCCCGCCCGGCACCACCACGCCGCACGACGGCGCCGCUACCCCCGACCAGUGCUCGCUGCCUGUUUGUAAACCUGGCUCAUACCUGAACGCUACGCUGAACACGUGUGUGCAGUGCAAGAAGGGCACCUACCAGCCUGAAGCUCAACAGAGCACAUGCAUCACUUGCCCGAUCAACACCAGUACCAGGGGACCUGGCGCGACGUCCGAGUCAGAGUGCACGAACCCGUGUGACACCCGUGCGAACCCAGAGAUGCAUUGCGACGUGAACGCAUACUGCUUGCUGAUGACGGAGACCAACGAAUUCAAGUGCCAGUGCAAGCCUGGCUUCAACGGCACGGGGAAAGUUUGUACAGACUUGUGCGACAACUACUGCGACAACGGCGGCGAGUGCAUAAAGGACUCGCGUGGUGAAGUGUCCUGCCGCUGCACGGGCUCCUUCACCGGUAAACACUGCCGAGACAAGAGCGAGUUUGCCUAUAUCGCCAGCGGGGUCGCUGGAGGCGUCAUCUUUAUCAUAUUCCUCGUGCUGCUCGUUUGGAUGAUCUGUGCCAGGUCUACGAAGAAAAAGGAACCAAAGAAGACUUUGACACCCGCUAUCGACCAGAAUGGAUCACAAGUCAACUUCUACUACGGAGCACAUACGCCUUAUGCGGAGUCCAUCGCGCCCUCGCAUCACUCGACUUAUGCGCAUUAUUAUGACGAUGAAGAAGACGGAUGGGAGAUGCCGAACUUCUACAACGAGACGUAUAUGAAGGAGAGUUUACACAACGGGAUGAACGGCAAGAUGAACAGCCUCGCGCGGUCUAACGCGAGCAUCUACGGGACCAAGGAAGAUCUGUACGACCGGCUAAAGAGGCACGCGUACCCGGGUAAGAAAGAUAAGAGCGACAGCGAUAGUGAAGGUCAGUAAUCGCAAAGGACUGCGUUUCGUCGUAUUCUGGUCAAACUUACAUAAUAUUAUCGUACUAGUUACAAUUAUCGGUGUAUCCGAACAAUAAUAGUCUAUAUUAUUGUACGGCCACCGCAAUACGUGCACGCCCUUUACCUAUUAUAAAGAAUUACAUUAUUUGUGUUCAAAGGAGUUUCCCAAAGGGCAUGCACUUAUGAGGUCGACAGAACAUCUGUAUGAUAAUGAAUGUCACUUCCUCACAGGGAGCAAGUAUGUUAUUGUAAUUUUGUACUCUGUUAGCUUUAUUAUUAGGUUAGUUUUAUCUAGAAUGUGUAUUAACACACUCACUGUUUAUUCUUUACAGCCCCACCAAAUAUAUUUUUUAAUUGUAUACGUCACAAACAUUCCACGCAAUAGUUUAAUAAAAUGGCAUUAUUAUGAAACAGUGAAUGUGUUGAUGUUCUGCGUUUUCGAUCAUCGAACAAAAUGCUCAAGUAUUUUUAGGCGAACACUGCCAUAUCAGAAAGCAGGGCUUUGGUGAAAUUAUUAUUGACGAAUUUUUCAGUUUUAAUUCGAGGACAUUCCAAUAAAUAUUGUGUAAAUAUAAUGUUAUUAAUAAAUAUUGUAUAUUUAUAGUAGACCUCAGUUUUCGUGGUGAUAGUAUUGAUUUUCUACUAGUGAUUUUUAUCGGUACUUCUAUUGUAUUUUUAUUGAAACAUCAACAAAUAAGUUAAUACUAGAACCACGAAACUAUGUUGAUAAUUAGUAAGUCAACGGUUUGUGUUUUGUAUUAUAAACAGAACUGUAUUUUUAAAUAUUAACACUUGAUUUGAAUGUGUGCGUGACUGACGAGCGAACGAGCGAUGUGUAGAUUUUUAUAUUAUUAGAAAAAUGAAUAAUUACGUAAUGUAUCAUAUCAGUACAUGUAUUAAAACUAUAAGACUUCCAUAUUACGUAAGUAAUAAUUUAUGUCACACGUUAUUUAUAAUUCCUAAACGAUUGUACGCUAAACCAAGUAUUGACGUUGUACUAAUGUAAUAAUCUCAUAAAUGUGUAGUCGUACCUACGAAAUUAUCCAACAAUACUCAUAGUACCGGGUGGCGUAUGUUCCAUCACAAUUUAUUACCACGUUAGUAAUAGUUUUUACAAAAUUUUUAUGAAAUAAUAAAUUUUAAUACGUAUUUUAUAA